AUGAGACCAGGAAAUACCACCACCAUCUCCGCCAACGCCACCACCGUUGACAUCGGAUUCCACCGGUGGAAUUCACCAAUCCCUUACCUCUUUGGCGGCCUAGCUAUGAUGUUGGGAGUAAUCGCCUUAGCAUUGGUAAUUCUAGCUUUCUCAGUCAAAAAAGUUAGUACUUCUGAUUCAACAAGUGAAGUCCAAGAAGAACCAGCCAAGCCUGUGCAGGUUCUAAAGCCAGAAAUGGAGCCGAAGAUCGUCAUCAUGGCCGGAGAUGACAUCCCCACGUACCUAGCAAAGCCGGUCUCUUUCACUAGCCAUAUUGAACAAGUCUGA
Cornus florida is the source of this 327-nucleotide messenger RNA. RefSeq names its product protein GLUTAMINE DUMPER 4-like. Lineage: Eukaryota; Viridiplantae; Streptophyta; Magnoliopsida; Cornales; Cornaceae. The transcript has a single exon. The record is from RefSeq and is a predicted model, not a curated record. Gene Ontology annotation, biological process: regulation of amino acid export. Bases 1 to 327 code for a protein of 108 amino acids.